AAGGUCUGACAAGACUGGACAAACAAGAUAGCACGUGUUGAGUGCACACUGCACACUGUCUGUAGGGCUACGCACGGAUGCGCUGAAGACGGCGACAUGGACUCUUCGGACUCGGCCCAGGCCAAAGAAGUUAAGGUUACCCCGGAGGCAAUGAUGGGCUUGGCAAGUGCAGCGUCAAGGAUGGUGACUUCUUUCUCAUUGACACUUCCGCAAACCAAACACUGCCUUUCUCCUGCGCUAACCUUCCUAUGUUUCUAAUUUAUUGACUGCGUGCCACCCUUGUCACUCUUGAUACUCGACCCUGUUCAAUACCGCGAUAGCCAUUCUUCUCUGUUCGAUCUUUCUCGCGCAACAUGCCCACGCCCCAUGACGAAACGCAACCCACGCCCAUCGAUAUCUCCGCGUCGAGUGCAACUCACGCGACUUGCCCACCAGAAGAUCGCUUGACCCUCCCACAACCAGGCGAACAUGUCUCGCCAUCUUCCGAUCAGAGUCGUAAUCUCGUGACCGAAUCUGUCGCACAAAUGCCCACACCUGAAGAGGAUCAGGACCCCGAGUCAACCAUGUCGGAGACACCCACAAAACCCGUGGACCUCGAUGAGGAUCAUCUAUCGACAGAGGCGCGACUACCAACUCCCUCCAGUCCAGUGAACGAUGAACCAAAAGAGACCGAUACACGAACCACACCGUCAACCUCGGCACAUGCCUCUCCCGCCUAUUCGAGUUAUCCCCUUAGCAGAACAAGACUGAUACCUUGCUUGACAUCGUCCUUCUUCCAAUCGGGCAGCAAAUUUCGAGGGACACAGCAGUCGGACCGUCAGACCUAUGACGUGCAGGUCGAGAUAAAGCAUGUCGAUAUGGAAGAGUCGUUCGUUUGCGGUUACCUGCGCAUCCAAGGCCUCACCGAUGACCAUCCAACAUUGACCACAUACUUUGAGGGCGAGAUAAUCGGUACGAAACACUCAUUUAGAACCGCACAUCCGGAAUGGGGGUCUACGGAAAAGGUUGACAUGCAACACUGGGCUCGAUUUCCGCCAUGGAAGCCACUGGCCAAGCAGGCCAAGUCGCCCAACUUUACCUGUCAGGAUUUCGCUCAACGUGAGCAUCUUUUCAUGAGGUGGAAAGAGUACUUCUUGGUGCCAGAUCACAAGGUCAAAUCCAUCACUGGGGCAAGCUUUGAAGGCUUCUACUACAUCUGCUUUAACCAACGCAACGGUUCGGUCUCUGGAAUCUAUUUCCACUCCAGGAGUGAAAAAUACCAACAACUCGAAUUGGUACACGUAGAAGACAGGGGCUGCAUUGGUGCCGUCGAGUUCCGAUAGCUCACACGGGGCGUCGGUCAUGAAGAAAUGACUUGGGAAUGGGUAUGAUAUCUGGCUGACACAUGGGUCUUUGUUGGACUCUUCUGUACAUUGUGGCGUUUGUGAGGUUCUCGUUUGUGCAUUUCAUCAGGAUCCAUGAUAUAUUGACAUGGCCAAUCAUCGCCGUAGUCUCGGGUGGACUAUCAGGCAAGAAGAUGAGUUUGUUGUUCCCUUCACUGUACAUAGUUUCUGUUCGCAUCUGUCCGAUGCAAUUCGCUCUUUCGGCGUCUGAUCACUCCUCUGCCGAUUGCGGUACAUCCACCACAGGAACAAUUCUCGGAACCCGCACGACGAAUUGGCGAUCGCGGAUCGUCUUUGGGGUAUGUGAUCUGC
This is a messenger RNA of Aureobasidium subglaciale EXF-2481, 1694 nucleotides long. RefSeq lists its product as uncharacterized. The transcript has 4 exons. Gene Ontology annotation, cellular component: GID complex; extrinsic component of membrane. The record is from RefSeq and is a predicted model, not a curated record. Gene Ontology annotation, biological process: protein catabolic process in the vacuole; proteasome-mediated ubiquitin-dependent protein catabolic process; negative regulation of gluconeogenesis. NCBI's taxonomy places the organism in Eukaryota, Fungi, Ascomycota, Dothideomycetes, Dothideales, Saccotheciaceae. The coding region runs from base 354 to 1322 and encodes 322 amino acids.